GCAGCAAUAUGGACACUCAACCCCACUAAGAUAAAAAUAAACUUAUCUUCUUAUCUGUUCUAUCAGCAAUUCCAAGAAAACUAACACUCGGCAGGGAAGAACACAGAAGGAGUAGGCUGUUCUCCCGGCGACAAGCGCUGAAGUGAAAACCGUUAGAACGAAGUGACAAGACGACGAGACGGAGAUAAUUGCCUCUGUGAAAUACUAGACUAAACGAAAUUCCUCCACACUUCCCCAUUUGUUCCUUUCUUCUGCUAUAGAAAUAUUUAUUUGUGAACAAUUCUCUCAAAAGAACAGUUCCUGAACAAUUCGCUCCCGAGCAUCCUCCAAACAACACUUCAGUAAUCAUUCAAUGCAGGGAAAAGUUAAGAAAAUCGUUGUUCGUGGUUUUGAUCCGAAGAAAACGAAAGAGCGUCAAGAGAAUUAUUACCAUGACACGCUGAAAAAACUAGACGUUGCUCUUAGCGUUAUUAUGUCAGGCCUAGGCUUGAACAGUGGCUACCAGGAACUUUAUGUCGGCGUUCAGAACCUGGUACGUGCAGGUCAAACGGAAAGCUGUUUAGAGCUUUUACUUCGGCACUGUCAGAAAGGAAUCGCCGAGCUAAAAGAACUUGCUCUCGCAUCUAUAUCUACGGCUGUUGAUGAAAGCUGUAAAGCCGUCAUCCAUUGUUGGAGGCAGUGGACCGAACGUAUUGAGCUAAUUCACAACAUUUUUUACUACAUGGACCGAGCUUACUUGAUUCGGGUAGCCGGCCAAACGUCCAUACUUGAGUUUUCUGUCUCCCUUUUCCGUGACGACUUCAUGUCUUUUGAUGAAAUUCGUGUUCCCUUCUUGAACCAACUCACAUCCUUAUUUGAGCAGUUACGAAACGGCAAUAAUGUCGACAAGACACUGUUAAAAGACGCCUCUAAAAUGCUCCAACAAACUCAUCUAUUUGACAAAUUGUUUUUUCCGAUGUACCUCUGUUCGCUAGAAACAAAUUAUACGUCGGCAUCCCAAGCUGAGCUGCAAAAAGUGCCCCUGGAUGAGUUCUUGCUAUACAUCGAGCGGUGUUUAAAGCACGAGGAAGAUAUCGUACACGAAAUGUUCGCCGACAAUGUCUUAGUAGACGUCAAUGCUGUUUUAGACCGCUGUUUAGUGUCCCAACACAUAUCCAGCAUGACACCCGGUUUGAAGGAUUUCGUACUCAAGCGAAAAACAGACUCUUGCAAAUCACUGUACACACUUUUAAAAAGGGUGGACGAGACAAAGUUGCUGUGUGAUCCCUGGUCGCAGGGAAUUGUCGCGUUGGGUUCUUCUCUCGUUAAUGAUCCUAACCAUGAUGACUCUCUCAUAUCUGAAUUACUAGAGAUUCAUAUCUUUUUGAAAGACGUACUGAAACAUGCGUUUUUGGGAGACGAAGCACUGUCGUACAGCAUGCGCAAGUCUUUUGAAACUUUUCUCAGCAGUCUUCCUUCUACGCGGAGGGAGAAACCAGCUGAAUUACUGGCAAAAUACAUCGACCACUUAAUGCGGUCUACGAAGUCUGUCGUCGGCAACAACACGUUCGAUAACGUGUGCGCAGAAUUGUUAGACAUUUUCCGUUACCUGCCAAACAAGGAUGUAUUUGAAGCAUUUUAUAAGCGUGAUGUGGCCAAACGUUUACUGUUAAACAAGUCUGCCAAUACCGAUAAUGAGAGAAAGUUACUUGAGAUGUUGAAGGAGAAAUGCGGUAGUACAUUUACACAUUCACUCGAAGGCAUGUUUAAAGACGUUGAUUUCUCCAAAGACUUCUCAAAGUCCUUCAAGGAGUCCAAAUUUGGACGAUCUCUGCACUACGAUCUGUUCGUGAAUGUACUUUCUCUAGCAUACUGGCCAACGUACCCAGACACCACUAUUACUCUUCCCCCCGAACUAGAAACCGAUUUGGAUAUCUUUAAGAACUUUUACCUUUCUCAGCAGACGGCACGCCGACUCGCCUGGCGGCCGGCAUUGUGUUAUUGUUUGCUGAAAGCAGAAUUCCCAUCGGGAAGUAAGGAGUUGAGCGUGUCCCUGUUCCAGGCCUGUGUUCUUUUGCUCUUUAACGAUGUUGGCGACGAAGGAUUGUCGUACGUUGACAUUCAGAAACGAACGCAAUUGAACGACAAUGAUCUCACGCGCACAUUACAAUCUCUAUGUUGUGCCCACGUUCGACCCCUGCUUAUGCAACCUAAGAGCCGGCGAAUAACGAAAGAACAUCGUUUUUUCUAUAACCAGCAUUUUACCAAUCCUCACUUCCGCAUAAAAAUCAACCAGAUUCAACUUCGCGAAAGUAAAGAAGAAAAGGCAAGCGUUCAAGAGGAAGUUGUUCGUGAUCGACAAUUCGAACUCCAAGCCUGUGUUGUUCGUCUUAUGAAAGCAAAUAAAACUAUGACUUACAACCAACUUGUGCGACAAACAAUGGACUAUUUGCAAAUACGAGGAAAACCAGACCUUUCUGAAGUUAAGAAGGGCAUUGAGAAACUCAUUGAGAAGGAAUACAUUGAGCGUACAGACGAUACGAACCUUGCGUACGUUGCUUAAUAGCAAUGGAGUGCAAGUGACAGAUAUUACGUUUAACUUAAUUGCUGUCGGAAGAAGAAGAGUAUUAUUCAAGGAUACUUGAGAACUUUGUGGUUUAAAUGCUUUAGCGUUCUUCUCCGUUAUACGAAUAUGCCGUAUAAUUGGGAAUUUGAUAUAGUCCGUUCCGUCUAGUUUUACCUCUUCUUCCUUUCUUCCACAUUGCUCUCUCUGACAGCAAUUUUUCCCUCUUUUGAAUUGUUUGUUUUCGUUACGUUAGACACACAGCUUCCCUUCUUCAUCUUUUUGUUUUCCUUUUUGUUUCAUUCUCUGGAUGUUUCAUUCCCUCUUGCUAAUUUGGUCAACUCUUGGCUGUGAAGUUCAUCCUUCUUUGACGUCAAGUGCCGUAACAGAACGCAAAAAUUGUGUCAUUUUAUGAUGUAACAAAAUUUUUGUUUGUUGAUAUUGCCCGCUGGUAACAUUUUUCGUUAACAGUUAUAUUUCUAAACUUUACGAUAUCUUAAUACU
Schizosaccharomyces japonicus yFS275 is the source of this 3046-nucleotide messenger RNA. RefSeq names its product Cullin 4. Gene Ontology annotation, molecular function: ubiquitin protein ligase binding. The record is from RefSeq and is a predicted model, not a curated record. Bases 353 to 2542 code for a protein of 729 amino acids. The transcript has a single exon. Gene Ontology annotation, biological process: transcription-coupled nucleotide-excision repair; subtelomeric heterochromatin formation; nuclear mRNA surveillance of meiosis-specific transcripts. NCBI's taxonomy places the organism in Eukaryota, Fungi, Ascomycota, Schizosaccharomycetes, Schizosaccharomycetales, Schizosaccharomycetaceae. Gene Ontology annotation, cellular component: subtelomeric heterochromatin; mating-type region heterochromatin; CLRC complex.